CAUUUCACAGGCUGACGUGUCCCUGUGGGCACCUGGCAAGGACCACCAGCCACACGCGGAGCGGCUGCGAAUUCUUCCGAGCAGAAGGGCUCUCCCUGCCCCCUCUCCCGCUCAGCUUGCUCGGCCCCCCGCCGCCUCCUCUCCGCCCACUCUCGCCGCGGUCUCCAGGCGGCGGCUUUGUCUCGUGGGCUGCUCCCUGGCGGCUCCCUCCCCUGAACAGCUGCCGCCCGAGGGAGGACCAGGUGCGGGAGCUGUCCGGAGCCCCGGUGCUGAAACUCCGAACCCUCGUCAUCCACCACUACCAUGUAAGGCCAUGAAAAGGGCUCGUCCUGGCGCAGCGCGGACAUGGAGGAGGACUUAUUCCAGCUCAGGCAGCUGCCGGUGGUGAAAUUCCGUCGCACAGGUGAGAGUGCAAGGUCUGAGGACGACACAGCUUCGGGAGAGCAUGAGGUCCAGAUCGAAGGGGUCCGAGUGGGCCUAGAAGCUGUUGAGCUGGACGAUGGAGCAGCUGUGCCCAAGGAAUUUGCCAAUCCCACUGAUGAUACUUUCAUGGUGGAAGAUGCGGUGGAAGCCAUUGGGUUUGGAAAGUUUCAGUGGAAGCUGUCUGUGCUCACCGGCUUAGCUUGGAUGGCCGAUGCCAUGGAGAUGAUGAUCCUGAGCAUCCUGGCUCCACAGCUGCACUGCGAGUGGCAGCUCCCCAGCUGGCAGGUGGCAUUGCUGACCUCGGUGGUCUUCGUAGGCAUGAUGUCCAGCUCCACGCUCUGGGGGAAUAUCUCUGACCAGUACGGCAGGAAAACGGGUCUGAAGAUCAGUGUGCUCUGGACUCUCUACUACGGCAUCCUCAGUGCUUUUGCACCUGUGUAUAGCUGGAUCCUGGUGCUCCGAGGCCUGGUGGGGUUCGGGAUUGGAGGGGUCCCCCAGUCGGUGACACUGUAUGCCGAGUUUCUUCCCAUGAAAGCCAGAGCCAAAUGUAUUUUGCUGAUUGAGGUCUUCUGGGCCAUCGGGACAGUGUUCGAGGUCAUCCUGGCCGUGUUCGUGAUGCCCAGCCUGGGCUGGCGCUGGCUGCUCAUCCUCUCGGCUGUCCCGCUUCUCCUCUUCGCUGUUCUGUGCUUCUGGCUGCCGGAGAGUGCGAGGUACGACGUGCUGUCCGGGAACCAGGAAAAGGCAAUCGCCACCUUAAAGAGGAUAGCAACAGAAAAUGGAGCCCCCAUGCCACUUGGGAAGCUCAUCAUCUCCAGACAGGAAGACCGAGGCAAAAUGAGGGACCUUUUCACACCCCACUUCAGAUGGACAACGCUGCUGCUGUGGUUUAUAUGGUUUUCCAAUGCGUUUUCUUACUAUGGUUUAGUUCUCCUCACCACUGAGCUCUUCCAGGCGGGGGACAUCUGCAGCAUCUCCAGUCGGAAGAAGGCAGUAGAAGCGAAAUGCAGCCUGGCCUGUGAGUACCUGAGUGAGGAGGACUACAUGGACCUGCUGUGGACCACUCUCUCUGAGUUUCCAGGUGUUCUUGUGACUCUGUGGAUCAUUGAUCGCCUGGGCCGCAAGAAGACCAUGGCCCUAUGCUUCAUCAUCUUCUCCUUCUGCAGCCUCCUGCUGUUCAUCUGUGUUGGAAGAAAUGUGCUCACUUUGUUACUCUUCAUUGCAAGAGCGUUUAUUUCUGGAGGCUUCCAAGCUGCCUAUGUUUACACGCCUGAGGUCUACCCCACGGCGACGCGGGCACUGGGCCUGGGCACCUGCAGUGGCAUGGCGAGAGUGGGUGCUCUCAUCACUCCGUUCAUUGCUCAGGUGAUGUUGGAGUCAUCCGUGUACCUGACCCUGGCGGUUUACAGUGGCUGCUGCCUCCUGGCUGCCCUGGCCUCCUGCUUUCUGCCCAUCGAGACCAAAGGCCGAGGACUACAGGAGUCCAGCCACAGGGAGUGGGGCCAGGAGAUGGUUGGCCGAGGGGCUCACGGAGCCGGUGUCGCCAGGUCGAACUCUGGCUCUCAGGAAUAGUGACCCCUGCGGGGCUGAGCUGGUCUUGGAGGCUGUAGAGCCUGGGGAGCUGGCAGAGCCCAGCUGAGCCACUCAUGGUCACUGGUGACGUCAAGAAUUCACUCAAGGGUGACCUGGACCAACAGGGCUCUGUGUCGUGACUCUGUUUGCCCAUAUUCAUUGAGGUCCACCGGGGAUGGGGAGGCAUUUGCUCUGGGUGUCUGUGUGUCGGGGGAAAGUUUACUAAUAACCUGUGGAUCUGCAUGGGAAAACUGCCACCGCAGGAGGGGUAGGGAUACUGGCUGCUAAACAGUCACCUGCCCACACCCUCAGUGGCAACCACCGAAAAAAAUCUGUAGAUACACUCCAGGCCCUCCAUAAAUAGACCUAUUCAGUAAGUGUCUCCUACACUCCAGGCCCCAGGUUUUCUUCUUUGAAAUAACAGGUGACCUAGGUGUGUGGCCCGAGGUCCUGAGUUCUCUCAGCAGGGCCCUUCUGACUGGCUCCCUAGAGUCUGCCUGGUGGGGACUCUGGCAGAUAGACAUGUUUGAAAUGGAGCCGUGUGCGCCCACCUUGCCCUCUCUGAGGUUGCUCUCUCUGGCUCCUGGGGAUCCAGUUGUGUCCCUGGGGAGAGCUAGAAAAGCUGUUACCCCACUCCAACCUGGAAAUUGGGGACUAAAGCCCAAAGGAAAGGAAGCCGCAGCAGGAGCCUCUCCUUCUGAAGCCAGGGUGUCUUUUCUGGCCUUCUCCUGGGUCAGGCUGAAUGGUGACUCUGGGGGAAAGAAAACAGCUCACUCAGGUUUCAGGGGUUUGGAUUUUGUGGGUAGGUAGAUGGCUGAAUGGGCAGAGAAACCCAUUGUGACAUUAAUCACUGGCUCUGGUCAAGGUCUGGGGAUCAGGAAUACUGAUGUGUACCCCUGCCCUCAAUACGUGUCCCAUUUCUGUGCUGCCCCCUCUGUCUGGAGCUGUCCUUGUCCUUACAGAGGCAGCUCCUGGCUUUCAGUAAUGGAGCCCACAGCAGAGAUGCCCUGGAAUGGGGAGGAGCAGGAGGGCAUAGGUGUGUGCAAGGCGUACAUUUCAGAGGAGAAGGAAGAAGGCCCUUGAGCAUGGGGUUGGCCCAAGAGGAGGGGCUGGAGCUAGGUCUCCACAGACUACAUCCACUCCCAGGAUUGGGUCUUCCCUGUGGUGAAGACGGGGACCUAGAGAAGGAGGGAGGAAGCUGCAGAUCCCAUCAAAGGCCAGAGAAAAUAGACCCAUUGCUCGAAGUAAACAUUGCAAGGAAGCCAAAUGUGUGCGUUCAUCUCUUAUUAAAACAUGUUGGUGAUGGACAUCGCAAGGUCUACGUUUGGUCACUUGUCAUAAAGUCCUAGUGACAGUUCAACUUAAUGGUCUUAUUAACUUUGUCCAUCUGAAUUGAUCUCAAUGCUUUGUCGUGAUAACCUCUUCUCUAAUGGGCUGUGGGGAGGACACACAGUUGGCUGGUGACAUUGAGACCAUGAUGGAUGACAUCUUCAGGCCUAGAUCAAUAGCAAGCAAUCCCAUGUCCCAGGCAGGCCGACAGGAGACUGCUUGGCAGGCCAGUCUCUUUUGGACAUCCCCUUGUUCUUGAACUAUGAGCAGCUGUGGCUCUGAUUAUUCGUAGAUGACUGAGUUCUCCUGGGUAGCACAGAACCUUCACUUGUUUUUUUUGCCUUCCAGCUGGUCAGAUGCUGGCAGAUAAUCAUUUCCACCUCUUCACGCUCCAAUAUCCAGGCGAGCUGAGGACUGGGUGGGGAGGGAGUGCCUUGUGAGCGGGAAUGUUUUCCAGGGGCUGGAUGAAGGGGAUCACGGUUUUCCAAUUGAGAAAAAGGAAAUUAAAAACUCUUUGCCUACUAAAUAGCCUACCCCUUAAAAAAAAAAAUCAGUAUUGGGUAAGUAAUUUAGCUCAGUGGUGCCAUACCUGCCUCACAAGCGCAAGAUCCUGAGUUUGAUCCCCAGUACCACAAAAAAAAAAACCCCAAAACAAAAAUCAGUAUUAUCAAAUAAUAUAAGAACUGCCACAGAAGUCUCCCAAGAGUCUGAAAUACAUGGGGCCUUUAGCUAAAGAUGUUUGCAUCUAUUGAACAAUCCUGUUCAGAAAAGCUCCUGUUUCCAUUAAUAGAAAUGUCAUCUCCAUGUUAGAAAAGAUUUCAGAAAAUGUCCAGAGAUGUUCAGCAGAGCCAGGCUCUACAUUUCUUUCUCUUCAAGUAUUCUUUUUUUUUAUUUUUUGGUGCCAGGGAUCGAACUCCGGUCCUUGCGCUUGUGAGGCAGGUGGCGGAACCACUGAGCUAAAUCCCCGGCCCCUUCUUCAAGUAUUCUUAAGCACACAUAAAUGACCUUGGUGGUAUUGACAAUGAGAUGAAAGAGUAUCUUAGGAAUCAACUUGGAAAGGAAUAUGGAUAUUCAAUGUUUUUAAUAGUGUGAAGCAAUAGAAAGCUCUGGCUGGUGAGAUCGUGAGUCCUCCCCUUGUUUUUUUUGGUACCGGGGAUCGAACUAGGGUCUUUGGGCUUGUGCAGCAGGUGGCGAAACCACUGAGCUAAAUCCCUGGCCCUCUCCCCUUGUUCUUACUAAUAGACCUCCAAGGAUACUUUUAGCUGCAAGUAGCAGUAAACACAGUCCAUCAAGGUUUAAACCUUUAGAACAAUCAUUGCCCACUUAGCAAGAAGCCCAGAGUCAAGCAGAGUGCAGGGAAGUUUCAGCAGCUCCACGGCGGUGUCCAGGACCCAGCUUCUUUUUGCCUUUCCUCUGCAUGCUGUGCAUUUGAUUCUGUGUAAGAGACCUCACAGGCAUGAGAUGGCUGGUAACGUGUGGAGCACCACAUUUAUUGUCAAAGAAAGGUGAAUGGGAAAAAAAUUUCUCUUCCAGAAGGGUCUGUUGUUUUGGAUUGGAAAGGAAAGUCCUCCCCAGAUUUACCUUUGCUUCUCAUUAAUCAGACCCGGGUCACAGGUCCUUGCCAAUAGGAGUCAUCCCCUAGGCCUGGGGAAGGAAAGGCCUACAUUCCAUAAGACCGAGGUAUGUCCACAACCCCUUGAAUGUAAACUUGGGAUUCUAGCAGCGUGGAGAAGGGUGACAGUGGCCAUUGGACAGGCAGCGUUUGAGUGGGGGACCGCCCUGGAUGUGCGGGCCAUCAGGUUCUCAUCAAAGCUGUCUCAGUUGCAAGGAACAGACAUUUAACUCGGGCUGAUCAUCAGAAUGAGAAGUAGAAGUGGAGCAACAGGAAGGGAGCAACAGACCCCAUCCAAAAGGGUUGAAUGCUAUGGAGCUGCAGCUGACCCUGUUGCAUGGUGAGUCCAGUGUGACCAGAUCUCCUGAUUUUCAAGACUGGAUUUUUAUGGGAAAUCUCCAAGUUUUGGAAUGUUGAAUCAAAAACAUUUUAAAUGAUGUGUGAGCUGAAUAAAAUUCAUAUUCAGUCCAGGUUGAUGGGCACUUGAUGGGCUGCCGGUUUGUAACCUCUGACAUGUUACAGAUUUGAACAAAAAUAAAAUGGAGGCUAGGGGCA
Messenger RNA from Heterocephalus glaber (naked mole-rat), 5488 nucleotides. It is a transcript of the gene Svop, whose product is annotated as SV2 related protein. Gene Ontology annotation, molecular function: transmembrane transporter activity. Gene Ontology annotation, cellular component: membrane. Gene Ontology annotation, biological process: transmembrane transport. The record is from RefSeq and is a predicted model, not a curated record. Lineage: Eukaryota; Metazoa; Chordata; Mammalia; Rodentia; Bathyergidae.